Messenger RNA from Symbiodinium pilosum, 381 nucleotides. NCBI's taxonomy places the organism in Eukaryota, Dinophyceae, Suessiales, Symbiodiniaceae. The record is from the annotation of a GenBank genome assembly.
AUGAAAAAGCUUGACAAAGGCCGGCUCGUGAGAGAUCAGUCUGAGGGGCCCAGCAAGAAUGCAAAGAAGUACAUAGAUCGAGCUGGCAAACAACGCUACACGGGGACCCGCCUUCUGAAGGGUACGCAGACGUACCCUGUGCCCUUUGCGGUUUGGAUGGUGCGACUUCUUCCUGAACUUUUGGGGGCGUCUGAGGGCAAGCCUGUUGUGCAGUCUGAAGUACCAGAUGGACCGACGUGCUUCCAGGAGAUGCCGUGGGAUAUGGCAACAGGAUCGUGGUCUGAUCUGGCGGAUCUUUAUCCUGUUCUUGUGUGCUUGAGAGGGAAUGUAAAUCUUCAGCUGCCCGAGCCGUGGAGAGCCGUUUUCCCAACGCGGCUUUGA